AAAAAAGUAUUGACAAUCAUCUACUGUCGGAUGACACUGGUGGAUCUGGGGGCCCAUCCCCCCCCCCUUGGGUGGGCCCAGAAAAAAAUUGAGCCCAAAGAACAUUUUGGGCCAAAAAAGUGGGGCUUUUUGGUUAUUACUCCCCCAAACAUCCCCCCUUGUUGGUUCCCAGAUCGGCCCCUGGAUGAAGAUGUCAGAAAUUCCUAUUUCCGAGAAAUAAAUGAUGAAUCUGCAAUCCUUACACACAAUGUACAACAAUACUUCCCUGCUAUCAGCUUUAGUGUAAGGCUAAUGACCCUAUUGAUGAUAAUGUUGAUAUAUAGGAUGAUGUCUAAGACGUACUUAGAUGAUAUUAACUAUAGCCAUAUAGAUGAGUAGAGACAUUAAGGAGAUGACUGGAUACUUCAUACGCUAAUCCUAUAACAUAAAGACCACUUUAUGGAACAACUAUAGAAACAUAUUAGUGAAUAAGGUCAUUGGGGAAAGGGCAAACUCUCGCAAGGAAACCUCUGGAAAUGUUGAUGUCAGUGGGGAAUAUUUUGAAAAAUCAUGUUUUCAAGUAUUGCCUUCUAGAUUUUUU
Messenger RNA from Owenia fusiformis, 580 nucleotides. The record is from the annotation of a GenBank genome assembly. NCBI's taxonomy places the organism in Eukaryota, Metazoa, Annelida, Polychaeta, Sabellida, Oweniidae.